Chironomus riparius is the source of this 1512-nucleotide messenger RNA. The record is from the annotation of a GenBank genome assembly. Lineage: Eukaryota; Metazoa; Arthropoda; Insecta; Diptera; Chironomidae.
AUUGGAAUGUCAUUCAGAGAAUAAAUACGCCAUAAAGACACAAAAAUAAGGACAACAAAGAAAUUUUUCUCUGAUUUUAAAUAAGAAUUUGUGGCAUUAGUGAUUAGUGUUAAGCUUUAAAUAUGGCCUGGACAGGAUAUCAAGUAUUUCUAGCAUUACUGUUGGUUACUUGCGGUUCUAUAAAUACGAUUUCCACAAAAUGGACCGAUAAGAUCAAAUCGUUUGGAAAGGAUGAUACUACACCAAGACAGUUCAAUCACCCAUUUAUCCAAGCUUCCAUUAUGUUCAUGGGUGAAUUUUUAUGCGUAGUUGUAUUUAAAAUUCUUUUUUGUCGAUUACAACGAAAGAAUGAUGGAAGCGAAGAUCAACAUACUUUGACCAAAGGAAAUCGAAACUUUAGUCAGUUCAUUCUCAUGCCACCAGCUAUGUGUGAUCUUAUUGCAACUUCUACAAUGUACGUAGGACUUACAUUAACUUAUGCUUCAUCAUUCCAAAUGCUCAGAGGUUCUGUCAUCAUCUUUGUUGCAUUAUUCUCGAAAUUCUUUUUGGGUAGACAAUUAGGAUCAAGACGAUGGAUUGGAAUUUUAUUUAUCGCAGUCGGAUUAGCAGUUGUUGGAGUUUCGGAUAUGCUCUCGAAUGAUAAUAAGGGUGAUACAACAAAAAUCUUGAUUGGUGAUUGUUUGAUUGUAUUGGCUCAAAUUAUAACGGCUACACAAAUGACUUAUGAAGAGAAAUAUGUGGGAUCAUUAAAUAUUCCAAGUUUGCAAGCUGUUGGAUGGGAGGGAAUUUUUGGAUUUGUCGUCUUAUCGAUUCUUUUGGUUCCAAUGUAUUUUAUUCACGUGCCAUCAGUUUUUUCGAAUAAUCCAAGAGGCGUGUUAGAGGAUGCUAUAGAUGCAUUCUACAUGAUAAAACACAAUUAUAUGCUUUUAGUUCCAAUUACUGGAACUAUUUUCUCAAUUGCAUUCUUCAAUUUUGCUGGUAUUUCAGUAACAAAAGAAAUAUCAGCAACAACACGUAUGGUGCUUGAUUCAAUUAGAACAAUUGUCAUUUGGAGCGUCUCAUUGGCUAUUGGUUGGCAAAACUUCCAUCCAUUACAACUUCUCGGUUUUGCAAGUCUUUUGUUUGGCAUGUGCAUCUACAAUGAUAUAAUUGUGAUGAGACCAUUGAGAGCUAUAGGACGUUGCUUGUGUUGUCGUGCAUCAGAAGAUGAUGAAAUGCGCCAACCAAUUGUCAAUCAACAAGCUGAUCAAGCUUAAAUCUGUGACUUAUUUAAUUAAUUCUUUGCUAUGUGAAAAAGAAAAAUUCAAAAGUGAUGAGACUGGAAUAUUUGAAAGAACAUAUAUUAAUUUUAAUAUUCUUCUAUGAUCUGUUUUGCUAUUUAGGUAAAUAUUUUUUGAUUACUCAACAUAUUCGUUUCUAAUUUCAAUAGAUCAAUUUUUCCGAUAUUAUAUGACAUAGGUAGCCUUUUUGUUAUUAGAUAAUGUAUCCGAAAUUAAUGACGGUAAUAUAGAA